CGGCAGCCACACAGUGAAUGCGCCGGCUUCCGCGUCUGAUCCCACAGCUGAUGAUCAGUCCGGCUGUGAUCCGGCCUCACUCACUUGCUUUGUCGAUUGUAUUGUCUUCCUUCCCACAUCCGUCAUGGCAAGCGAGCGCAUUGUCCACCCAGGCCAAAGCGCGUUUUUUCGUUCAAAAAGCCACCUGUUUCGGGUAUGAACCCAUUGUGAUUCCGUGGAACCCGUUAUCCUCUUCCCCUCAUGCGCGCUGCAAACGCCCUCGCCGGGCCCUCGGACGCGUCGACUGAUACGGGGCACCGCCCGCGUUCAGGCCACACCUGGGGCUAUCUCGAGAUCGCCGACACGACCGACUCCGCGCCGAAAAGACGCGUCAAUCUGCGGGGAUACCUGCCGUACCUGCUGGGCUGCACGUCCGGCGACCAGCCGCUCUCGGAGGCCAUGAUGACGUGCUUGGGUGGCGACUUCGUGCCGGUGCCGCUCCCGGCGAUGCAUGGGCACCGCAGUGGCGGUGCACUGCUCUUGGAGUGGAAUGGGCGCGUUGACUCCCUGCGCGGAUUCAACGCGACCAGCUUUCUCGGCGAGGAUGGGGAGGAAGAGGGUGUGGUUUACAUCAACGACAACCCCGCCGUGACGUGGCAGAUCAUGUCGCUGCCCCAUGGCGCGCGGAUCGUCAUCGCAAGUCCCGCUUUUCCCAUAGCCUCGUUCACGUUCUGUGUGACCCUCCCCCCUCCCAAGACCCAACUCAUCCGGAGCCACUACGAAGUCAUCAAGCAAAUCGGCCACGGCGCCUUCAGUGCGGUGUACUACGUGAAAGACGUGCGGGAUGGGUACUGCUAUGCGCUCAAGACCCCCAGAAGGACCAUCGCGAGUAUACUGGCCGCUGCGUCCCAAGAGGUCAUGGCGCUCAUGGCCCCACCGCAUCCCAACGUGUGCAGGAUGUUUCAAUGCGACUAUGGGACCGAUAUGAAGAGUUGUGAUAUGAUCCUGGAAUACAUCCACGGGAUCCCGAUCCACCGAUUCGUCUCUGAAUGCGGCUUCGUUCCGGAAGCACAAGCCAGGCACCUGGCCUUCCAGCUAUGUGUUGGUCUCCGACACAUGCACAAGGAAGGGAUAUCGCACGGAGAUAUCAAGGGCGAUAAUGUACUAGUGACACUCAAUGAAGUAGGCCAGCCCCUGAUCAAGAUCAUUGACUUCGGACUGGCCCGAGUCAAGGGAAACCUGAACUCGCUGCUGUCGCCAUCCAGGACAUGCUACACAGCUCCAGAGGCAGGCCCCCAGUUUCGCGGCCUGGAUGGCAAUGUUUCCUGUGCACAGAUCCAGCUGUGGGACAGCUGGGCUUUGGGCCACCUGGUCUUCUUCAUUCUGGCGGGAACCUACCCGUACUUCAAGCACGGGGCGUUCACGACGGGGAUCGACGAGGUCAACUGGCGCGCGUUGCGGGACAAGCCCGGUGUCGGACCAGCAGCUGUUGCGUUCGUUCGCAGGCUGCUGUGCAUCGAUCCAAGCGAACGGCUCCAGAUCUGCAACUCGCUGGCCGAGCCGUGGUUCUCCGGCUUCCGUCCUGAAGUUCGCGUUUUCGGAGCGCUGGAUGUUCCGCCCUCACUCCGGGAGAUGUGGGCUGAUUCGCAAGAGUUGUGGUCUGAAUCUGAGCACGAUACUCAUAUGGAUGGCGAGAAUCAGGGCAGCGAAGAUACGGGUGGGCAGUUGGACGAUAUGGAUGUGGGCCGUGCUCUAGAUCCGCGGGCAGCCUCAAUGGAUCAGGACGUCGACAUGGACGCCUCCCCGCGAAAGGCUGUACCCAAGUUUACAAUGGUUCUGCGGAAGCGUAAUCCGGCCAGUCCACCGACUCCAGGGUCUCCAUCGAAGCAGAAGGGGAGAAAGAGGAAUUGAGGAGCUUCUGUUUGUUCGGCGUGCUACUGUUCCGUUAUAUCUCCUUGCCAUUCUCUAUCAAAACACACUCGUUUACAUCUAUUUGAUAAAUGUUGUUGGCAGUCUUGUAUUGG
Mycena citricolor is the source of this 2003-nucleotide messenger RNA. NCBI's taxonomy places the organism in Eukaryota, Fungi, Basidiomycota, Agaricomycetes, Agaricales, Mycenaceae. The record is from the annotation of a GenBank genome assembly.